GUGAACGCGCAUGUCGCGGCGGCCCGCUGGGCUACGCACUUGCUGGCGAUGCGCAAGCAGCUGAGCAUGGACGUGGCGAUGCUCAACACGACGUGCGAGCGCAACCCUGGCGAGGGCAGCCGCAACCAGGCCUUCUUGGCGCACCUGCAGCAGCGCCUGCGCAAACUGUUCCACAAAAUCGUCCGCACCAUCUGCGAGGCCCAGAAGCUUUGCUUCCGCAUCUCGCAUGCGACACACGUCCUCGGCCAGUUCGGAGCGCCUGCGAGGCAGCUCUUCGGCGCAGGAGCGACCAUUGUGGAGCGCGGCGACAUCGACGACGCACUGGGGAAGAUCGCCCAGGAAGGCCAGGCGAGGCAGAAGCGAACCCAGGGCAAGGUGCAUGCGGCCUGGCAGAAGUGGGCCCAGGACGCUUUCCUCAAUGUGGCGGGGCUUGCUCACCGCACCUGUAAG
This is a messenger RNA of Prorocentrum cordatum, 450 nucleotides long. The record is from the annotation of a GenBank genome assembly. Lineage: Eukaryota; Dinophyceae; Prorocentrales; Prorocentraceae.